AUGCCGCCCAUCACGCGCCCCCGCCGCAUCGUCGGCGUCUCGCUGAAGAUGUACUUCGACCUGCCCAGCACCCUGUCCUACGUCCGCGGCGUCUUGCAACUUGACGGCGACGCCUGGAACUCGCGCAUCGAUCUCUUCGUCAUCCCCGACUUCGUCUCGCUCACCGAAUCUGCCCGCAUCCUCGAGUCCUCGUCUAUCAUGCUUGGCGCCCAAGAUACCAUGUGGGAGGACAAGGGCGCAUACACCGGCGAGGUCAGCCCACUGGUGCUGCGCCAGGCAGGUGCGCGCAUAGUAGAGAUUGGACAUGCGGAGCGGAGGGCCAUAUUCGGCGAGACAGACGAGACGGUCGCGAAGAAGGCUGGUGCAGCAGCGAGGAACGGCCUCAUACCGCUGGUGUGCAUUGGCGAGAAGACGCACCACAGCGUCGCAUCGGCAGCUGUCGGUGCAGCUAUACAGGAGUGCAAACCCCAGGUCAUGUCAGUGCUGGCUGCCGUCCCGGACGACACUGAGGUAAUCCUGGCCUACGAGCCUGUCUGGGCCAUUGGCGCAAAGGAGCCCGCCGACCCCGACCACGUUGUCAAUGUUACGAAAGAGCUUAGGAAGCUGGCUGCUGGCAGAGCGGGCACCACAAGAAUUGUCUACGGAGGAAGCGCUGGCCCUGGCACCUUUGCGAAGAUUGCCGAAGGCGUCGAUGGCUUGUUCCUGGGUCGUUUCGCGCAUGACAUAAAGAACCUCAAGAAGGUUAUCGAAGAAGUUGGCGGAGCUUGA
Molecule: messenger RNA, 768 nt
Organism: Alternaria ethzedia
Lineage: Eukaryota; Fungi; Ascomycota; Dothideomycetes; Pleosporales; Pleosporaceae
Exons: 1
Coding region: 1-768 (255 amino acids)
Biological process (GO): glycolytic process; gluconeogenesis; glycerol catabolic process
Cellular component (GO): cytosol
Molecular function (GO): triose-phosphate isomerase activity
Source: RefSeq, a predicted model, not a curated record